Messenger RNA from Episyrphus balteatus (marmalade hoverfly), 1395 nucleotides. RefSeq lists its product as uncharacterized. Lineage: Eukaryota; Metazoa; Arthropoda; Insecta; Diptera; Syrphidae. The record is from RefSeq and is a predicted model, not a curated record. The transcript has 6 exons.
CUUUAAGCUGUCUCCUCUAUAAAAGCUGAUGGGAUUUUUAAAAAAUUCUUAGAUCGCUAUAAAGGUUGAUCGACUAUAGUGGAACUUGUAGUUUUCGGUCCGGGCUUUUCUAUCGGGUGUCGUCGAUAUCGAUAUUACUUAAAUUAUAAUAAAAAUACCGUGAGUGAUAUAUUUAAAGAAUGUCUUACUUGGGCGGAAAUACCUCGGAUAUCGAACUGGAAAAAAGUGAGUUUCAACGUAAUCGACCACAAUCGAGCCUGAUCAGUAAAAUGGCUGCUCACAAAUUAUCCUCGGAGCCAAAGUGGACGGAUAAACGCGACGAGGAUACCGACUCUGAAGUUUCAAUGAAUGAUAAUUUCUUGGCUAAAGGAGCGUUUUUGUUGACACCAUCUUACGAAUUAUCCAUGGAACGUGCUGCUAUGAUAUGUGAAAAGAUGACUUUUAAAGGAUGUUUUAGUUUGACAAAAACUGCAACGGGUAUCCUUUUUAAGUUCUCACAUCCCGAAGAUUAUCAAUCGAUAUUUAAGAAAGGAUUUCAUAAAGUCACCGGAGCCAGAUUUUAUCGAAAAAGUUCUUAUUCCAGAAGUAUAGCAAUACCUUGUCGACCACGAAAAACGUUUACUUUAUACGUUUUGGAUGUUCCUGAGGAUUUACCAGUCGAAGAUAUAAGGCAUUCUCUCUAUCGCUUCGAUUCCGUAGUCGAAGUUGUUCGGAUACAUGUUCAUCAUUCAUCGUCGACUCCACCUGAAAAAGAUCCGGAAGGCAAGUGAUCCAAUGCCACACCUAAGCCUGAAAUAAGUGCGACCGGUGAAAAAGUCGAACGUCACAAACGAGAAUUGGCACCCGCAGUCAUCCGUGUCACUCUGGCUUCUAUGGAUGAAUAUAAUAUAUUGCUACAGAACGGCUUGAAUUUCUAUGAUGCCACCUUCUUCCCAACUGAAGCUAAUAUUCCCCUAAAAGGCGCAAAAAUUGAAUACAAGCGAAGAAUGUUAGAUGGAAGCAUUCCUGGGCGUGUCCGUGAAUUACUUCCGGUAUUCGAUGCGGCUGGCUUCUGCAAGAUACCUCCACCAUCAAGCAAACUUAUAAAGCCACCAAGGUCAUGAGUGGCGCGCAACAAUCAUCCCAUGUCUAGUGCCUAAUGAUGUCUUACCCCCACGCAACCCAUUACUUAAUACCAAAAUAGGGGUGCCUCUAGUAAACAAUAUAAUAUAAUUACUAUUAAAACCUACUAAUCUACUACUUUCACACAAAAUUAAUUAAUUUAAUUUAAAAUGAAUGUAAAAUUUAUCUAAAUUAUUAAUUCGCAUUGUUUUCAAAUAUGGAAACUAAAUUAAUUGGUUUGAAACGGACGGAAGAAUAAAUAAAUUGUUUUGUUGUUUCGAAGUUUAUGUUCUA